AUGUACACCACCCUGUCUGUACUGCUCAUUUUAUCCCUGAGCUUCUUGGCUUGCGAAGGAGGUGACACCUGUUGCUCUCAGCCAUGUCAGAACCGGGGCGUCUGUACAGCCAUUGGUCAAGACUCCUAUGAAUGUGACUGUACACGUACUGGAUAUUAUGGACAAAACUGCACAACACCGGAAUUCUUCACGUGGUUAAAGGUGUCUCUGAAACCAAAACUAAACACGGUGCACUUCAUCAUGACACACUUCAAAGCUGUCUGGAACAUUGUCAACAACAUUUCUUUUUUGAGAAACUCUGUCAUGCGUUAUGUUCUAACAUCUCGCGCAGAUUUGAUUGACAGUCCCCCAACCUACAACUCUGCUUAUGGUUACAAGAGCUGGGAGGCCUAUUCCAAUCUGUCCUAUUUUACACGCACAUUACCGCCCGUUCCUAAGGAUUGCCCAACGCCGAUGGGAGUUAGAGGUAAGAAAGAGCUGCCCGAUGUGAAAGUAGUGGCGGAAAAGCUUUUGAUGAGGAGGAAGUUCAUUCCUGAUCCACAACGCACCAGUCUCAUGUUUGCAUUCUUUGCCCAGCACUUCACUCAUCAGUUCUUUAAAACUGACAUGAAGAGAGGUCCAGCUUUUACCAAGGCAAAGAACCAUGGGGUUGAUCUGAGCCACAUUUAUGGUGAGGAACUGGAGCGUCAGCACAAGCUACGACUUUUCAAGGAUGGCAAGUUAAAAUAUCAGGUCCUGGAUGGUGAAGUAUAUCCACCCAUAGCCAGUGAGGUCCAAGUGGAUAUGCAUUAUCCUCCCCAUGUGCCUGAAUCGCGUCGUUUUGCAGUGGGUCAUGAAGCCUUUGGUCUGGUCCCUGGCCUGAUGAUGUUUGCCACUAUCUGGCUUCGGGAACACAAUCGUGUGUGUGAUGUUCUUAAGCAGGAGCAUCCAGACUGGGACGAUGAAAGGCUCUUCCAGACCGCAAGACUUAUUUUAAUUGGUGAAACCAUCAAGAUUGUAAUUGAGGAAUAUGUGCAACAUCUCAGUGGCUACCACUUAAAGCUUAAAUUUGAUCCGGAGCUCCUCUUUAACCAGCGUUUUCAGUACCAGAACCGGAUCUCAGCUGAGUUUAACACACUCUACCACUGGCACCCACUGAUGCCUGAUAACUUCCACAUUCAGGACGAGGUCUACAACUACAAACAGUUUCUCUACAACACCUCCAUUGUGACAGACUAUGGAAUAAACAACCUGGUGGAGUCUUUCUCCAAGCAGAUAGCUGGCAGGGUGGCAGGUGGUCGUAAUGUCCCUCUUGCACUAGUAAUGGUGGCAACAAAAUCACUUGAGAAUGGCAGACAGAUGCGCUUUCAGUCAUUAAACUCUUACAGGAUGCGCUUCAACAUGAAGCCCUAUACCUCAUUUGAAGAGCUGACAGGUGAGAAGGAGAUGGCAGCAGAGCUGGAAGAGCUUUAUGGACACGUGGAUGCUGUGGAGCUUUACUCUGGCCUGCUUGUUGAGAAACCGCGAACCAAUGCCAUUUUUGGUGAGACCAUUGUGGAAAUGGGUGCCCCAUAUUCACUGAAAGGCCUUAUGGGAAACCCAAUUUGCUCCCCUGAGUACUGGAAACCAAGCACCUUCGGCGGUAAAGUAGGCUUUGACAUUAUAAACACAGCCACUCUACAGAAAUUGGUCUGCAACAAUGUAAAGGGGCCUUGUCCCAUCGCGUCUUUUCUAGUUCCCGAUGGGGUAGAUUCUGUAGCCACCACAAUCAAUGCAAGCACAUCUCACUCAGGUUCGAAAGAUAUGAACCCAACGCUUCUACUUAAAGAGCGGGCUUCUGAACUUUGACCUCAGAGAAUGUCUAGUGUGGUACGAUUGGAGCUUUAUACUGUUACAUUUCUGUUGCUUAAUAAAGAAACAACCUCCCCACAUGACUACUGUGACUAUAAUAAACUGACCACUUAUUUAUUUAUUCAUAUUUAUUUUAUUUAUU
This is a messenger RNA of Trichomycterus rosablanca, 1972 nucleotides long. RefSeq names its product prostaglandin-endoperoxide synthase 2b (gene ptgs2b). The record is from RefSeq and is a predicted model, not a curated record. The transcript has 10 exons. NCBI's taxonomy places the organism in Eukaryota, Metazoa, Chordata, Actinopteri, Siluriformes, Trichomycteridae. The coding region runs from base 1 to 1827 and encodes 608 amino acids. Gene Ontology annotation, biological process: cyclooxygenase pathway; response to oxidative stress. Gene Ontology annotation, cellular component: neuron projection; cytoplasm. Gene Ontology annotation, molecular function: prostaglandin-endoperoxide synthase activity; oxidoreductase activity, acting on single donors with incorporation of molecular oxygen, incorporation of two atoms of oxygen; heme binding.